Ostrinia furnacalis (Asian corn borer) is the source of this 2802-nucleotide messenger RNA. Its product is annotated as gamma-interferon-inducible lysosomal thiol reductase. The record is from RefSeq and is a predicted model, not a curated record. Bases 233 to 931 code for a protein of 232 amino acids. NCBI's taxonomy places the organism in Eukaryota, Metazoa, Arthropoda, Insecta, Lepidoptera, Crambidae. Gene Ontology annotation, molecular function: oxidoreductase activity, acting on a sulfur group of donors, disulfide as acceptor. The transcript has 4 exons.
UCAAGCUGUUUUGUCAAAUGUCGUGUUCAAUCAUCAAUUUUACAAAAAGUCUGUCUUUUAGAUUUACUUACAGUGAUUUUGAGGCAUUGGAAGUGAUUUGCAUUACUAAUUGAUUAUCAAGUUACGGUCACUAACCUAAUUAAAAACAAUGAUUAAGUAUAAUUACUAUGUGUAGUCAUUGAAUGUAAGAACCAACUAGUGUUUUAAAAUUUUCUUUUAAUAUUAUUAAACAAUGGCUUUUUAUUCUUGCAAUCGUUACAGACUCUUAGUUUUAGUUUUGUUAGGAUUGAUAAUGUGGCAAGUGUUUCAGUUGUUGCCAAAAAAACAAGUACAAGUGACUGAGGACAUAGUAGAACUGGAAGAUGACAGGUAUAAUAAACACAAGAAAGAUAAAGUGAAAGUUAGAGUAUACUAUGAGGCUCUAUGUCCAGAUUCUAAGCAUUUCUUUAUCAAGCAUUUAUCACCUGUGACGCAAAAACUAUCAGAGUUCCUGGAUGUAACAUUGGUUCCUUACGGGAAAGCCACUACCAAAGAGAAAAAUGGCCAGUAUAUUUUCAAUUGUCAACACGGCGAAGAGGAGUGCUACGCCAAUAAAAUCCAUGCUUGUGCCAUCCAUGCACUGAACAACACGACACAGGCUGUGAAAAUCACUGAAUGCAUGAUUAUUGACAAUUUGGAUGCUGAUGCAGCCUUAGAAAGAUGUGCAAAAGAUGUGAAAGUCGAUACCGAUCAAAUAAUCGGUUGCGCUUCGGGAGAGCAAGGGUCAGCAUUACUCAAGAAGCAUGGAGACGACACCCAUAUAAUCAGCCCCACCUUCAUACCGACCAUAACUUUGAAUGGUUCUAAAGGCAACCAAGCAGCCAUUUUGAAAAAUUUCUUGUUGGAAGUUUGUAAAUUAAUUGACAUGCCAUUACCACCACCAUGCUUGUGACGAACAACUAGAUCGGCACGAUUGAUACCUGUCCGAUAUGAUAAAUAACGUGCAAUUUUUCAGUCUUCAAAUGGCGACACGUAGGUUUGAUCAAAUUCACACAAAGUAGCUAUUAGAUGAUGUUCACGAAUGAUAACAUUUAAUACUUUCGCCUAACUAAUCAAAAUCGAUGUUCCUAUUUUGAAAAUCUAAUUAAUCUAAUCUACAAAUAAAUUGGGUGGGUACCGCUCGCGGUGGAAAACCCGCAAGGGCUUGAUUUUUCAACCGUCGAAUUCCUUUUGUGUCAAGAAUAAAAUUGACAUUUUGUCAUAUUUCCCAACUAGGCUCAAUAGGCCAAUUUUAUUAUUAGAUAAGUUAUUCCAUGUUAAUAACAAUCAACCUUAAUUGUAACAAUUUUUUAGUCAGAACCUUGUUAGAACAAUGAAAAAUAAAUGUGAAGUGCUCAAAAAUUGCUCAUAAUAAAAUAUGCUUAUUAUUACAGAAACGUUUUUAUGAUUUCUAAUUUUUAUUAAAUCUUUUAUUAAAUUUAUUUUUUCGAAUAAAGAAUUGAUCAAUUGUAUAAAGAUUUAGUCAUGAAAGAAUCAGGAUUUUAUUUUUUUAUUUGUACUCUAUUCAAAAGUAUUAUUUUUUAAUUCAAACAGGUUGUAAUAGAUUUAACUUAAUCUUGUGUAAUUAUUUUUUCCUCUUUUAUUGGUUAGAGGAAGUUCAAUGUGAAUGAAUUAUUAUUUAUUUUUAUUUUAUUGAUGCGCCGUCGUUCGUAGGUACUAUGUAUUUGGGUUUGAUACAUACAAACCUUUCCUAAAUGUUGUAAUUCUUUUUUAAAGUUGUACUUUUUGACUCGUUGUUAUUCUCAACUUGAUGACUAUCGGAAUAAAGAGCUGAAUGUAUUUUUGAAAUAUUUUUUUUGUAUGUUUUCUCGCACUAUGAAAACGUAAUGCCCUAAAAACUAUGUUGUGAAAAUGAUAAAGUAUUACCGUUGAAACAUGACUUGACUUUAUAUUUUCCUAUAAAUAUUUAAGCUAAUCAUUAGAAUUUCUGUACAUUAACAAUUAAAACGUAUUUAACGUCAAACUCUAUUUUUAAUUGUCUUCGCUGUUUCACAGAACUAUGACUACUAUGAUCAAUUAAAAAUAUGUAUUAAAAUAGGCAUAUUAUACAUAUAAGUAGUAAGCUAACGUUUAUAUAAAUAAAAUGCCUUUCUUGCCAUUUCCAUUGAAAUGUAUCUUCAUACUUAAAUUGUAUGGAAAACCUAAAUCAUAAUAAUUACAAUGAUGAUGAAUUAUUGAAAAGUGACCUAUUUUUAUUUUACUCAAAAUAAAUGCUACAAUAUUAUUUUCAUAAUACGCUAGUAAACUAAUUAUGAACAAAAAUGUGUAGGUGUACGUUGUAUUCAUUCUUAACCUUCAUUUAAUGAGCACGAUCGAAUAUUUUAUAUCAACACUGGGCCCAAUAAAUCAUAAUGUAAUCGAAGGUUACAUUAAGAUUAGUGCGAUCGCUAGCGUGAAGAAAAUGCAUUUGUAUUAUAAUAAAAAAAUAAUCAUAGAAUACAUUAAAAUAAUAGGAAUAAUGCGAUGAAACUUUACGAAAUACAGUUUGGAUAUGGUAUAUUUAUUUAAUGUUUUUUAUUUAUUUUAAGUUGUUUGUGAUUUUUUAAUCAAACAUUCGGAAUCAAGAAAACGUAAGCGACGGAUUUCAUCCGAGACCAUUUGAUUACAGAUUCCGGAUGCUUGGAUAAACUUAAUACCUAACUUUAUCCUUCCUAACAGUAUCCAAUCUGUAUUGAUCAUAAAUCUCUUAACCUGUAAUACUUUAACCGUAUCUUUUUAUAUAAAAUACGGUGUAAAUCCAUUAAUUUAAGAUCUUGUUUUAAC